UGUCUUACGAUAUUAUAUGAUACGUGAUUACUCUUAAAUUGAUUUCAAGAAGUGAUUUUUUUAACUAUAUUUCCUACCUUCCCAAUUACAAAUAUUUACAAACUCAUUUGAAAAAAAAGUGUCAAUGCUUUGUGAAAUCUAAAUAAAACAGAAUGCAAAUCAGGCAACUCUUAUUUAAAUAGGAAAAUUGAUAGUCUGUCCCAGUAAUAAUGAUUAUGGGCAGAACUUUGUGCUGUCAGAAACUGAAUUUGUAUAAGUUAAAUUCAAAUUUGAAUUGUUCAGAUUGAAUCUGAAUUGUAACUUGAAUAAAUGCUUUUUAGAACUGAAUUUGAAUAAGCCUAAUUUGAAGUUCAAUGUAUUGGUUUGAAAAUUAUCGUCACUAAAUUGAAAUUGAAUUUUAUAUUUUGAAAAUGAAUUCAUUUGCUUUAAAACUUUAUUUUAUCCUUUAAAAAUGUAGCUCUUGAAUAAUUUCAGUUUCACUUCUCACCAUUCAGUUUCAGUUCCUAAGUUCAGUUUUUUGGGAUGUACAUCCAGUUCCGGUUCCAGAGUAAUCGAAUAGAACUACGUUUUAGCGAGGUGUACAGAAGGCAUUGAUUAGAUGCCUGAACCACCUCUGUUAUAAUUUGGCGUGGACAGAGACACCACACAUGAAGACACAGUGGUGGGAGUCACCGCACCGAGUGCUCCGAUUACACUAGACAUUCGGUUUUCUUGAUGCACAUACAUGCACACAGAUGUACAUAAAAAAAAAAAAUCAGGUCCAUGUGAAAGGGAAAUAUUUGUAUGUAUUUUUAAGCCCAGGACUGGUAAAUGUGUUGUUUGAGUGCUGCAGUUUGUUUUUGGUGCUCUAAAGUUCAGAGUUGUUCAGUAUUACUGCUCUGUUACUUUCAUGUAAGAAAAAACGAAAGAAAGAAAUCAAAAGGAGAAGUGUUUCAGAAGGAUAACCAAUGUGAAGUGUUUUUGUAAACCACAGGCUUUAGUUGAAUUUUCUGUUCUGAUAAAUGACAUGAUGCAGCAGCCUUUCUUCUCAGUCAUGGAGGGCAGAGAGAAGAGAGUGCUUCAUUUCUUGAUCCUCGGUAAAACAGAUUUUCCAUAAUGUUUAAUGCUUUUCUUUAUUGUAGAGACAGUAUGAAAAAGUAUUUCAGACACAGUUAUCAAUUUAAGUAUUCAUCACUUUACAACAACUUUUCUUACAGUAUUUUUAGCCUGAAUAACUGUUGUGAUCAUAUUCUAUGUUUUCAUUUUCCCAUAGUUGCUUAUCUCGUGGCCUCACCUUCACCUUCUGCAGGUCAGAUCAGAUUAGCUGGAUCUGGGUCCACUCGGUGCUCUGGAAGAGUUGAAAUCUAUAACUCUUUACGUCACUCCUGGGGAACAGUCUGUGAUGAUGGCUGGUGGGACUUAAAAGAUGCUGAGGUGGUCUGUAGAGAGUUGGGCUGUGGGAUAGCGCUGCAGACCCAGUGGUCUAAUCAUUUUGAUCAAGGUAGAGUAAAUGCCUUCCGCAGUAAUGUGGGCUGUUCAGGAAGUGAAACUUCUCUAGAUAAUUGUUUUUACGCCACCCCACUUAGUUACAAUUACUGUAACCAUGGUCAGGAUGCUGGCGUCGUCUGUUCAGAAACCCUCCCAGAGCCCACCAUCUCCUUGUACAGUAAUGAGGUCACCUGGGGUCAGGGCAUCAGCAUCACUUGCUCAGUCUCAGAUAAGUUCUCAGGUGGAACUUUUAUCCUCCAGAAGACUUCAGGCUCAUUCAACCGGAGUCAAACAUCCUCUACGAGCUCUAUUACAUUCAAUCUUCAUAAUGUGAACUUCGAUCAUGAUGGACUGUACCAGUGUCAGUACAUGAAAACAAGCCGAAGGUUCAACUCUUCCUCUGUCAGACUCACUGUUACUGUGAGUUUUCCAAAACCCAGUAUCUCCAUUUGCCCUGUUGGUGAGGUGACCUGGGGUCAGACUGUUGAAAUCACAUGUUCAGUCUCAACUCAGGUUUUAGGUGGAUCGUUCACUCUGAGUCAAAUUCAGGGUUCAUUCACGAGGAGCCAAACCUCCAACACAAACUCUGCUACCUUCAAUAUUCCUAACGUGGACUUUGAUAACGAGGGAUUGUACCAGUGUCAGUAUAAGAAAAGAGGCUCACGUCGUGAAUUUAGCUCCCCAUUAAGUGACUCGGUCAGACUCUCUGUUACUGUGAGACUGCAGACACCCAGCAUCUCCCUGACCUCUCCUAGUGCAGGUCUGGUCUGGGGUCCUGAAGGUGCAGAGAUCACCAGGGGUUACAGUUUUGUCCUCACCUGCUCCGUUAACUCCAGAUUUUCCAGUGGACGUUUCUUUCUCAUCUUCUCUGACUCCAACAUCACAGACAGCAAGCCAGCAGUCAACAACUCAGCCUCCUUUAGUUUCCCUGUAGCUGAGUAUGAACACCAAGGCAACUACAGCUGUGUGUAUGAAGUCACAGUGUCCACACGGACAUUCAAUUCUACUGCAACAGCACCCAUUACUGUCAUCAUUAAAUUUCCUUGGAUGCUGCUGGUCUCAUCUGUAGUUUCUAUUGUCCUGUUGCUCCUGCUGGUCUUGUUGGUGGUCUUCCUGAUGCUCAGGAGAAGGAGACAAACACAGCAGGCCCAUAUCCACACCACAGUGACUCUAAAAACCUGCAAUGAAGAAGAUGACGUCAGUGACGAGGAGAGGAUCUAUUUGAAUGUUGAGACACUGAACACCUACAGGAAUUUUACUAAACAAACAGGAAGAGCGAAGAAAAAGGAAACCGAUGGGAAAGAGACAAAAAUGGAAGCAGGCGAAGAACAAAGCAGUGCUGAUGAAAAUGGAUAUAUAUAUGUAACACAGACCUUUGCUGGACAAACUGUGGACCUUUAUGGUCAAGAGGAUAUUUAUCAAAACUUUUAGGUUUAUAUUGAUUAACAUCGAUCCAUUCAGAUUAACACUUAGAAUAAACUUAAACUCCCUUAUUUUAAGGGAGUUUAUUUAAUCAUUGAUUAGAACAUUUCAGCUUUUCAGGUUGUCUUCAUCAUUGUCAUUAUUGUGAUGCAUUAGUUCAAUAAAAAUGAAUGAUAUCCAGUUAUAAAGACAGAAAAAAAAAUUCUAACUUUUUACAGAUUAUACAUUAUGAAUUCUUUUCUCAUAAUAAUACUGCAUGAUAAGCUUUAGUCAACAUAGCACAAUAUUACUUUAUCGUGGUGGAGGUGUUUGUGUGUCCCAGGGAUCCUAGGGGCUAUGUUGUAGGUAGGUAGGGUCUCCCACGUUAAGUUUGUCUGGUCCCUCACCCAGGACCA
Oreochromis niloticus (Nile tilapia) is the source of this 3284-nucleotide messenger RNA. RefSeq names its product scavenger receptor cysteine-rich type 1 protein M130. The transcript is spliced from 7 exons. Bases 1096 to 2898 code for a protein of 600 amino acids. The record is from RefSeq and is a predicted model, not a curated record. Lineage: Eukaryota; Metazoa; Chordata; Actinopteri; Cichliformes; Cichlidae. Gene Ontology annotation, biological process: immune response-regulating signaling pathway. Gene Ontology annotation, cellular component: membrane.